Messenger RNA from Gloeophyllum trabeum ATCC 11539, 1146 nucleotides. RefSeq lists its product as uncharacterized. The record is from RefSeq and is a predicted model, not a curated record. NCBI's taxonomy places the organism in Eukaryota, Fungi, Basidiomycota, Agaricomycetes, Gloeophyllales, Gloeophyllaceae. The coding region runs from base 94 to 591 and encodes 165 amino acids. The transcript is spliced from 6 exons.
GCAGAGGAUCUCGGGGCACGACCCACGGUAGGCAUACGCAAUAUAAAAGGACCACAGCAAGAAGGUCCCCUGCACGUAUUUCACUCACCCACCAUGUUGACCACCAAGCAGCCCUACAUCGUUCGUACCAACGACACUCCCACCCAGCGCGGGGGACAUCCUUUCGACCCUGAAGUCCACCGCGAACAGAUACGCUUGGGCGACAUCACCGGUUUGACGAAGACAGCCGUGCAUCUCGUCCACCUGCCUCCCCAUAAGGAGAGCACCGUCCUACACUGGCAUGCCAACGAUGACGAAUGGGUUUACGUCAUUAGCGCAGGAGAGGGAGCCGUGAUGCGAAUUAAAGAGGGGGAUGCGGAGACCAAGGACGUGCCUAUCAACGGAGGGGAUUUCUUUGCGUUCCCCGCAGGCUUGCGGAGGUCGCACUCGAUGAACGCUGGUGCGGGCGAGGUGGUAUAUUUGAUGGGAGGGAGCAGGGAGAAGAUGGACGUCUGUUACUACUCCGAGAAGAAGAUCACGGCGAUCGUUGACAGGACGGUACCUGAAGGGUUAAACUUCUGGGCGGUAAAAGAGGAUGACAUCUUGAGAUAGGGUAGACAGAGGAUCAGGGACUAUUGGUCAGGCUCCUUGUCCAUGUACUGUAGAUGAAUACGAAAGAGGCAGCGGCACGAAAUGCUGACAGUCAACUGUCGAAAAAUAGCGGGCCAUAGUCCAGUAACAACUCCGUUCUAGGUGGGAGAAAUUCCGUAGCGUAAAUGCCGAUCCUAUGUUCCCCAUUAACCAAAAGCCGCGGCGCUUUGCAGUUCGCAUGUGUUGCCGAAUGGUUGAUGUAGCGUGUCUCAUUGCCCACAUACGAACUAUCCAAGGACUCCUCGCCGAGCCCGUACACAUAAUUUCUUCCGCGGUGCUCGGCUAUAUCGGCUCGACUCUCAGCGGUGGGUUCAAAGAUGAUCUCGCCGAUAUAUUCACCGAUCAAAUCACCGCACUUGGCGGGUUCCAUUAGAAAUGCACCUAAGCCGUAGCCAGAUCGGCUCGCCUUGACCGUGAGGCGUUUCCGACGACCUUGCUGAAUCUGCGCGUUCUGGCAUAUGUUCUUGCUCACAUCUCUUAGUUACAUAAAACUCGCCGUCAGUCAUGACUUUCACA